GAGAAAUUAAAUCGAAUCUCUUACUCAACUUGCCCAAUACACUUUGUGGCAGCAGCAGUUUGAGGAAGAAAACUUGGCAGAUCUAGGAAUUUACCGAUAAAUAAUUCAAGAAAAUACUUGAGUUCUUUAGUUUGAUAGCCCAAGCUGUUGCAUUAUGGACCCCUCUAAGUCUGCGACCGCUCCUCCACCGGAAUGGGCCGGUGAGAAGUCCACUAUGGGCCAUGUGCCCCCUCCACCCUACCAGGACUACCCGAACCCGGGGUACCCUCAGCCCGGCCAGGGGUACCCUCAGCCCGGCCAGGGAUACCCUCAACCCGGCCAGGGAUACCCACCACAGCAGCAGGGCUAUGGAGCUCCGCCGCAGUAUGGAGGUGCUCUUGGGCAACAGCAGUACCCGGGAGGACAGCAAGCCACUGUCACAGUCCAGCCGACAGUGUACGUGACCCGAGGCCCGCUGGAUCACCCUGUCAACGACUACUUGUGCUACUCCAUCUUCACCCUGCUGUGCUGCUGCCUGCCACUUGGAAUUGCUGCCCUCAUCUACUCCAUCUCAGCCCGUGAAGCCAACCAUGCCGGGGACCAGAAUUCGGCGGAGCGGAGCAGCAGGAUGGCCAGGACACUGAACCACGUGGGCCUGGGACUCGGCAUCGGGUUCUUCAUCCUCACCAUCGUUUACAUUGCCGUUGUGGCAGGUUCAUUUCACUAAAUCUGUUUCAUCAUCUUUCCCAUAUUUCUAGUUCAGGUAAUUAGACCACAUGAGGAACAUUCCUGGUCAUCAGGAAGAAUUUUGAGUUGAAAAUGUGGAACCCUGAAGUCCCCAGAUUGGCUGAAGGUUAUUGAUAUAUUAAUCCACAGAAGAUGGCCAUGUCAUCCAUUACUCUCCAACACUGUAGAGAGUAACCAGUACAACCUUCCAAAUAUUCAGAUUUGUUCAACAUCUGUUGUGUCUGUGAUUUGCUUUUACUAUGUUAUCACACAUCAAAAAUCAACAAAAGAUAUAUUUUUCCAAAUUUGAUGCCUUAUAAAUUCACCGUAAAUCAGUGUUGCUCCACCACACAUGUAUUAUUAUCCAAAGUCUUUUAUAAUCCGUGUUUGAAUAGUAAAUGAUUAUCAAUACAUAGUUUGUAGUGUGUCAAAAUAUAUCUUGAGCUGAGGUUUGUUCAGUUUUGCAAUUCAAAGAUUGAGAUUUGUCUGAUUGUAUGAUGGCGGACAUUUUGCUGCCCUUUCAGCAGAAUUGUUGGCUGUAAAUAUUCACUUAACAACCUCUAGCUUUCUUAAAAGUAUGCAAACAUAGAAUAACAUACUACUAACCAAAGGAUACUUCAAAAAUACUCUCAGAAGUAGAGAUUUGGCUUUGAAUGGCUCCUGCUGAACAAGGGAAAGAAGAGAUGUUAAGCCUGUUUGUGUACGGGGUCUGAGAGUGCACACUACAAGGUGAUCUACUCCUCUUUGAAUUACACCAAAGUCCUCCUCUUUAUUCCAGCUGAACGGGAAUUCACAGCUUCACAUAAAAUCUGCAGAAAUUUAGCAACAGCAGAGCCAAUAUGGCUGACUCAGCCAGUUGCUCCAUCAGUGGCUCUGGCUCUAUUUUAAAAGCAUAUCGUUAUGUGUAUUGGUGUUGUUUGUCAUGCAAUGUUUGUAUGUUCUUUUAUUAACCAAAGCUGAAAAAAGUAAGAUUUACUGUACAACAGAUUUCUUUAAAAAUAAAGUGAAUAUAUUGAGAAUGAAAAAA
Molecule: messenger RNA, 1732 nt
Organism: Anarrhichthys ocellatus (wolf-eel)
Lineage: Eukaryota; Metazoa; Chordata; Actinopteri; Perciformes; Anarhichadidae
Product: cysteine-rich and transmembrane domain-containing protein 1-like
Exons: 3
Coding region: 155-706 (183 amino acids)
Cellular component (GO): membrane
Source: RefSeq, a predicted model, not a curated record